Messenger RNA from Myotis daubentonii (Daubenton's bat), 1183 nucleotides. It is a transcript of the gene GEMIN6, whose product is annotated as gem nuclear organelle associated protein 6. Gene Ontology annotation, cellular component: SMN complex; nucleus. Gene Ontology annotation, biological process: spliceosomal snRNP assembly; spliceosomal complex assembly. NCBI's taxonomy places the organism in Eukaryota, Metazoa, Chordata, Mammalia, Chiroptera, Vespertilionidae. The record is from RefSeq and is a predicted model, not a curated record.
GGGCCUCGGCGGGCUCCGCUCGGGUAGAGACUCCUUCCUCUUAACGUGGUUGCCGAGUCCUGGGCGCUGCCCACAGUUUUAACCGGUAUUUGUCUCGUUUUUGAGGGUUAGACGUUAAGGACCACCUGGCUUGAGGACGGCCCUAGGUACCAUGCGGCUGCAGGAGAGGCCAGGAGUCUGAGCUCUGCAGCCUUCGCUGCCGCCGCCCGGUCUCUGCAGCCUCCGAAGACCAAUCCGGGCCGGAGAGCUCCUGCAGACACAGCCAGCGAGCGAGAUGAAGAUUAGGGAUUUGCUGGCGUGGAACAUGUAUUAACCCGAACUGAUGGUGGUUUUAGAUCUAGCCAGAUGGCAGCCGUGAAUGAAUGGACGAAGAGAGGGCCCUUAGAAUGGCAAGAUUACACUUACAAAGAAGUCAGAGUGACAGCGAGUGAGAAGGACUAUAAAGGAUGGGUUUUAACCACAGACCCCGUCUCUGCCAAUAUUGUCCUCGUGAACUUCCUUGAAGAUGGCAGCAUGUCUGUGACCGGAAUUAUGGGACAUGCCGUGCAGACUGUUGAAACCGUGAAUGAAGGGGACCAAGGGGUAAGAGAGAAGCUGAUGCAUCUGUUCACAUCUGGAAACUGUCAGGCACACAACCUUGAGGAUCUGGAAAAGAGAAAGAACAGCCUAAAGAAAUGGCUCGAGAAGAACCACAUCCCGGUCACUGAACAGGGAGAUUCACCAAGGACUCUGUGUGUGGCUGGGGUCCUGACUAUAGACCCACCGUAUGGUCCAGAAAAUUGCAGCAGUUCUAAUGAGAUUAUUCUGUCCCGUGUCCAGGAUCUUAUUCAAGGACAUCUUGCAGCUUCCCAGUGAGAACCCAAGAACUAUGGGUGCACUGAAAUAAGACUUUUUUUCUUCAUAAAAUGUUUUGAAUUUUAAGGCCAUCAUACUACAGGACUUUAAAGGCACACAAGUGUGUGUGUGUGUUUUAAUUUGUUUUGGUAAAAAUCAAAGAUGCGGAUUAUGAAUGCUAAUAAGUGUACUGUUGCAAGGAUAACAUCACAUGCAACAAAAUUAGCACAAGGAUUUUAAGUCCUUUCUUCUGAGGGAGCUAUACCUCCAUUUUUGUUAGGCAGAAAUGUAUUUGGAAAAACACAACAUGUUACAUUUAAUAUUAAAUGCAUUAGUCCCUUGCACUAAC